AUGAAGGCCCAGGACUGGAUUAUUGUCACCUGCUGCCUUUGUGGCCUGGGCGCAAUGACAGGUGCAACCGAAAUGGAAGAUAAGCUGAUGAAGAAACUGUUUUCUGCAUACAACAGUAAAGUUCGGCCUGCAAGGAACCCAGAAGAAAGGGUUGUUGUGAGGAUAGGCAUGAUACUUUCAUCGUUCGUCAGCCUGAACAUGAAAGAUGAGGAGAUGAACACCAUUGUUAUGAUGAACUUGGAGUGGAAUGAUUAUCGCCUCUCCUGGAAUCCCAAAGAUUAUGGAGGAGUUGAUGUAUUGCGGAUCUCUUCAGGAAAAGUGUGGCUUCCUGAUAUUGUUCUCAUCAACAAUAAUGAUGGCGUGUUCGGUGUGGCGCUACAGGUCCAUGUGCAGGCCUACAGUAACGGCCGCGUGACAUGGACUCCACCAGCUCUUUACAAGAGUUCGUGCGGAGUGAAGGUGACAUACUUUCCUUUUGACUGGCAAAAUUGUACCAUGGUUUUCCGCUCCUAUACAUAUGAUUCUUCAGAAGUGGAUCUUCAACAUGCCCUGGAUAAAAGGGGAAAGGAAAUAAAAGAGAUCAUCUUGGACACAGGCUUUAGCGAGAGUGGAGAAUGGCACAUUCGUCACAAAGUUUCUAGAAAGAAUGUUCGAGAGGAUCUGUAUGAGGACAUCACCUUCUACCUGAUCAUUGAGAGGAAGCCCAUGUUUUAUGUUGUUAACAUCGUCCUACCCUGUAUCCUGAUCACCAUCAUUGCCAUCUUUAAUUUCUACUUGCCACCCGAUGCAGGGGAGAAGAUGGGUCUUUCCAUCAAUGUACUGCUGACUUUGACUGUCUUUCUGCUUCUGCUGGCCAACAAAAUCCCAGAAACAUCUCUGGGUGUUCCUAUUAUUGUCAACUACCUGAUGAUAACCAUGAUCCUGGUCACCUUUUCUGUCAUCCUCAGUGUCGUGGUGCUCAACCUUCACCAUCGCUCACCAAACACACACCAAAUGCCCCUCUGGGUGCGCAAGAUAUUUAUCCAUAUGCUGCCUCCAUACUUGGGAAUGCUGCGACCUAAAGUGGAGACCCCUCUGUUUCUUGAAAAACCUGCCAAAAAGGAGAACAUUCAAGCCAUCAGCAGAGUAGCAGACGAGUACUUCAUCCGCAAGCCCAGCAACAUGAACUUCCUCUUCCCUAAACCCCACAGAUACCAGCCUGACGGUCAGUGCACCGACCUGAGGAAGUUCAUCGACGGCCCGAGUCAUUACCUCACUCUUCCUCCAGAACUCAAGACUGCCGUGGAGGCCAUCACUUACAUCGCAGAGCAGCUCCAGGCCGAGAAAGAUUAUGAGGCUUUGAAGGAGGACUGGCAGUAUGUUGCUAUGGUGGCCGACAGACUGUUCCUCUGGAUUUUUGUGAUUUUUACCACUCUUGGGACGCUGGGAAUUUUUACUGAUGCCAGCUUCAAUGCCACACCAACUGACCCAUUUCCCUAA
Molecule: messenger RNA, 1479 nt
Organism: Danio rerio (zebrafish)
Lineage: Eukaryota; Metazoa; Chordata; Actinopteri; Cypriniformes; Danionidae
Gene: chrnb1
Product: cholinergic receptor, nicotinic, beta 1 (muscle)
Biological process (GO): excitatory postsynaptic potential; monoatomic ion transport; chemical synaptic transmission, postsynaptic
Cellular component (GO): postsynaptic membrane; membrane; acetylcholine-gated channel complex
Molecular function (GO): transmembrane signaling receptor activity; transmitter-gated monoatomic ion channel activity involved in regulation of postsynaptic membrane potential; monoatomic ion channel activity
Source: RefSeq, marked provisional